Labeo rohita (rohu) is the source of this 1469-nucleotide messenger RNA. RefSeq lists its product as uncharacterized. The transcript has 6 exons. NCBI's taxonomy places the organism in Eukaryota, Metazoa, Chordata, Actinopteri, Cypriniformes, Cyprinidae. The record is from RefSeq and is a predicted model, not a curated record. The coding region runs from base 204 to 1031 and encodes 275 amino acids.
UAAAAGUACAAUAUAAAUUUUAACAUAUACCUCCACUAUUACUCAGUCUAGACUGUAGCGUCCGUGUCCGAAAGUCCCAGAAUACCGUGCGUUGCUGACAUCACGUUCCCAUUCUCUAUACAUCCGUCAACAGUCGUGAGUGGGGCUGGUAAAGUGGGAUGAGCGGUGGAUUUGUAUCAUUAUAGAGUGGUUGUGUACACAACAUGCAUUUGUGUUCAAACAACAUCAGUGUAGCCUACCACAUGACCAGCUCUACUGUUCUCAUCAUCAGAAUGAAACUUAUGCUGCUGUUAUGGGUUUUCAAAUACAGUGAAACCAUCCCUAUACAUGUGAUGGGAAAAAAGGGAGCCAGCGUCACCUUUCCCUGUGAAUUAGAGGACAGAGGGAUUUUCCAUAUUUCUUUAAACAGACUGUCAAAAAACAUCCUUGUUUAUCAAAAUGAAUACUGCCGGAAACAAGUAUGCAAAAAAGGAGCAUGUGACGUCGUCAUGAAGGAUCUGAGACUGAGAGAUGCUGGGAAAUACAGUUUAAAUGUCUAUUACAUGAAUGCUAUGUCAGUUCUGGAGCCACAAAUCAGGACGUACAAACUUCAUAUUCAUGAUGAUUUUUUUGUGAAAACAGGCAAAAAGCUGAAGUUGGAUGUUCUGUUGCCAGAUGCUCGUCAGGUUUUGCAUCAGAACAAAACCACCGCAGAAUGGAAGGAGGUGUGGAAGAGAGACAGGAAGAAAAGAGUUCGUGUAACACACGAUCGAAUGAACGACAGGGAUGGGACCUUGACUAUUACAGAGUUUAUGGCUGAUGAUGCAGGAACAUACAGAGUUAUGGAUUUUGAGGGAGAAAUCUUAAUCACGGUGACCGUCGCAGAUGAGAAAAAAUCAAAAUCAACAGAAAAAAAACUGAACUGCACAGAUGAUGGCAAAAAACAUAAUCACCGGGACUUGUCCGAGCCAGCGGGACAGUUUGUGUCGGCUGUGUUUGCUGCUCUGCCGGUUCUGAUUCUAAUUGCCGCUGUCGUCAAAAAGCUGCAGUGAUUCCUGCGAUGACUAUGACUGGACAGAGCCUUCUGAAAAACCUUGUCUAUGCACAGGACUCAGCACAGAUGAAUCUUUCAAAAUGUAGACUUUUGUUUAAAUUAUUUAGUUGAUUGUCCAUUUCAUGCAGCACAGUUUGGUCGCUGCCUUCUUGUUGGUUUUACAGACUUAGAAACUGCUUUAGAUGAUUCAACACAGGCAGUGAACCAACUCUAGUAUGGCUAAAAGUAGCCUAAUGAUAGUGUAAUUUAUUAACUACACACAUCAUAAACAUCUUCUUACCAGAUAUGCAGGUCAUGUCAUAAAAUAUAUUUAAAUACAACUGAAUGUCUCAUAUCAUUUUAAUAAAGACAUUGUAAGUUACUAAUUAUUUCAUUAUUGUGUUUAAUUUCCAUCGUUAUUCAUAUUCAUAUUUACGGUUCAAAGCUAGCGAACACA